AGAUAAAAACUUCAUCUUUAAACUAAACUGCGUCAUCACAUUAAAUCACGCAGCGGCAUGAAGUCAACUUGGCAAAUCCAGCCAUGAACUGCCCCUCCUCACAGGGUGGGGUCUUCCUUUUAUAACCUGUAAAAAAAACCUGUCACAUGAUCUCUACUGGCGGGAAAAUGAUGUCACUCCACCAUCACAAGACCAUUACCUCAAGUCCAGUAUAGCUUCAACCCCAGUCACGUGACAAGGGUACCACUGUCAUGUGUCAUGAGUACAUAACACUAUGCUAAUAUAUUACUCCCAGUUCCAUGCAGAUGUCUUUUAUACUGUAUCUUAUCGAAUGCCUUCUGAAAAUCCAAGUGUAUAUCAUCCACCUCUUCCCCUCUGUUCAUAGACCUCAACUCCAGUAACUUUGUCAAACAGGACUUGCCCUUCCUGAAUCCAUGCUGUGUCUGCCUGAUGAACCCCUUCUAUCUAGAUGUCUCAUAAUUCCUUCUUUAAUGAUAAAUUCAAGUAUUCUCCUGAUUACAGAUGUUAAGCUAACUGGCUGACAGUUACCUGCCUUUUGCCAACAUACUUUUUUUAAAACUGUGGCUUGACAUUCGUGUCUUCCAAUCCACCAGAAUCUGCCCAGGGUAUGGAGAAAUUUGGUAAGUUAUCACAAAUGCCCUGCUGAAACUACUGCCAUGUCUGUCAGUACCCUGGUUGCAUCCCAUUGGGACCAGGGAACUUGUCUUUUUAGGCCCACUGAUUAGCUCAGCACUACCCCUUUAGUGACACUGAUUAUAUUGAGAACCUUACCUCACAUCGUAUCCAUAACGGUUCUCUUAGACAUGUUAGAUAUGUCCUCCACAAUGAAGACCAACACAAAAUAGUCAUUCAAAGCCUUGGUAUUUCUGCAUUACCCAUAUUAAUUCUCAUUUUUCAUCUUUUAAUCAGUUAGCCAUUCCUUUCUGCUUUAUAUAAUUAUAAAACUUAUGACUAGCAUCAAAGGUUACGGAGGGAAUGGAAUUGAGAAGGAUAAUAAAUCGGCCAUGAUGGAAUGGCAGAGCAGACUCAAUGGGCUAAAUGGCCUAAUUCUGCUCCUAUGUCUUAUAAAAACCUUUACUAUCUGCUUUUAUAUUUUGUGCUAGUUUACUUUUAUAAUCUAUCUUUCCAUUCUUUAUUGCGUGCUUAGUGGUACUUUGUUGCUUUUUUUUGAAUCUUCCAGUUUCCUACUACUCUUCGUGACUUGAAUACACAAACUUUAAAUUUGAUGUCUUCCUAUAUUUCCUUAGUUAUCCAAGACUGGGUCUCUCCACCCUGUCCUGACUGUCCUUGCUUUUAACUGGAAUAUACUGUAUUUUCAUUGAGCAUGGUGAGAAACCUCUAUGAAAGUCUUAAACAGUUCCUCACUGUGUUCCCAGUCUACUCUUCCCUUAUCUCAUUGUAGUCUGUCUUCUUUAGAUAUUAUAUACUGGUUCUAGGUUAAGCUAUUGCACCUUCUAUGAGAAAUUCACCCAUACUCAUUCUAAGAUUAUCUCAAACUACAAGAUAUUUAAUUUUACCUGUCCCAUUGCACAAGAUCAGAUCUAAGAUUGGAUUUUCCUUUGAAGGUUCGGGAACAUAUUGUUCAAGAAAGCUAUCAUGGUUGCAUUCUGAGAAGUCAUCCUCAAGACCACCUCAACCAACUUGAUUCACUCAAUCUAUGUGCAAAUUCAAGCCCUCCCAUGACAUUAGCCAUUCCAUUCUUACAUGCCGCAGAUUAAGAACACUUGCUGUUCUGUCCAACCUGAACCAUUGAUCAUCUUUUGCCACUACAGAUGCUGCCUGAUCUGCAGAGUUCCUCCAGCAGCUUAUUUCUAUUUUUUUCCACCAUUCAAUAAUACGGCUGAUCUGACUGUUGCUGUCAACCCCCACUUACCUUCCCAAUGUCCAUAAGCAUUGAUUCCUCUGUAGAGUAAAGAUAUAUGUCAACUUCGACUGUGCUUAACGUCUCAGCCUCCACAAAUAACUAGGUUGGAAAAUUCCAAAGUGCUCAACUUUCUAUUUCACCUCAGUCUUUAAUGGGAAACUCUUGUAAGUCUUGAAGGGCAACACAUAAAGCUAGAUAAUAUUGCUACUCCACAUUCUGUUUCAUGCUUUUUACUGCUUUGUCUUUGUUUUCUUUUAAUGGAAAUGAUGGUAUUAAUCUAUAUCUAAGUUAUGAAGCUCUUUUAUAGUAAUGAUGCUACCAGUCUCUAUUGGUAUACAUUUAUGGUAUAGUCUAUGUUAUUGUGUGAAGCAAUGAUAGUGUUGUUUUGUAAGGCUAUUUCAUCGUCUGAAUGGAAUUGUGCAGUAGUGAUAUUGUACAUCACCGUUAAUUGCACAGUAUCAUUAUAGCCAUACAGUAUUAAACCAUCGUCACCCACACCUCAGAUAGUAUCACCCUUGUAGCUGUAAGGGUAACAGCAAUUUUAUCGUGCAACUGCAAAUGCAAUGUAAUGAUACAGUUAAUCUCUGUAUUUGUUUUAUAGUUGUGUAAGAGCGUCUCUUCAUUGUUGCUACACUAUUACUCUAUAAUUACUGUUUCCAUUACGGCCAAAAUAAGCAGAGAAGUGCCCGGACCGCUGACUUUCCGUCAGCAUCGAGAUUAGGGGAUGGGCGAGCCUACUGACCCUGCGAUGUCAGGGAGACAGACGGCGUCACAUUGACCCGGCACAGAGCGAUUCACGCCUAGGCAAAGCCGGGGAUCAGGAAGACAGAACACAAAGCCGGAGAACUAUGUGUGACUUUGCAGGAAAAGGGUGAAGCAGGUCAUUGCUGAUCAUGGAAGCGCUCGUGUAAACAUUGCAGGCUGCUGAGGCUGAGUGCGCUGGGGGAAAAGAUCGGCGACACCCGGGAGUUGAACUUACAACACGUCUAUGCAGCUAAAAAGAGUAAAACUAUGAGCAGAUUUUGGAACCAACUGCUGGCUGGAAGCUCUGAAGUGGAUUGGUGUGAGGGGAAUUACAUGAUCGUCUCAAACAUUGCUGAAUUUUACAACACGAUCAGCAAUGUUCUAUUUUUUGUGUUGCCACCGAUAUGCAUGUGCUUAUUUCGGCAGUAUGCAACAUGUUUCAACAGUGGAAUAUAUCUAAUUUGGACUCUGCUUGUUGUUGUAGGUAUAGGUUCAGUUUACUUUCAUGCAACUUUGAGCUUCUUUGGUCAAAUGUUGGAUGAACUUGCAAUUCUUUGGGUUCUAAUGUGUGCCUUGGCCAUGUGGUUCCCCAGACGAUAUUUACCACGGAUCUUUCGACGAGACAGGAGCCGAUUUAAGGCUGCUGUUGGUAUUCUGUCUGGUGUUACCACAUGUCUUGCCUUUGUGAAGCCAGCAAUCAAUAACAUUUCAUUGAUGACACUAGGAAUCCCCUGCACAGCUCUGCUUAUUGCUGAAUUAAGAAGGUGUGAAAAUAUUCGUGUGUACAAGUUGGGUCUCUUAGCAGGGUUUUGGUGGGCGCUAGCCCUGCUCUGCUGGAUCAGUGAUAACCUUUUCUGUGAGCUCUGGUCUGCAUUCAACUUUCCGUAUCUACAUUGUGUCUGGCAUAUCCUGAUCUGUCUGGCUGCUUAUCUGGGCUGUGUCUGCUUUGCCUACUUUGAUGCUGUCUCAGAAAUCCCUGAACAGGGCCCAGUCAUCAAGUUCUGGCCCAGUGAGAAGUGGGCCUUCAUUGGUGUUCCUUAUGUUUCUCUGCUUUUUGCAGAAAAUAAGUCUCAACUGAAGGUUACUUAAGAGCACAGCAACCCAUUUGGCCACAUGUUAUUUUGAAUACUAUCUCGGAAAAGCUUUAUUUCAUGAGGCAGAGGGUGCCUCCCAAAUUUGCACCUUAGAUCCACCAGUUAUUAACACUAAAUCUCUUAGGAGAUUAUGGGAGUAAGAUUUACUAGAGUUUUAAAAUGUACACUUGAUUAUUUCACACUCAUUGGACCAGAUUCAGACAGUCAUAACAUUUGUGGUGUCAACGCGGUUACAUGAUCUCAUCUUCCACCAGCGUUACCUGUGGGUAAGAGUCGGUCUCCAUAAGUAAACAGUUCAAGCAUUGAUUAUCCUGCAACUCUUGAAGGGAAUGUGUAUUGCAGCAGGAACAGACAACAGACCUCUUUCUGGAAGUUUGCUGCUUGUUGGAAGAGAUAACAGAAUGCAAGCAAGGGCACCCAAGUUUUCUUACAUAGAACUGGAAGACUUAGGCAAUGUGGAGAGAAAGAAUAUACUCCUUGCUCA
Molecule: messenger RNA, 4207 nt
Organism: Hypanus sabinus (Atlantic stingray)
Lineage: Eukaryota; Metazoa; Chordata; Chondrichthyes; Myliobatiformes; Dasyatidae
Gene: acer2
Product: alkaline ceramidase 2
Exons: 6
Coding region: 2897-3718 (273 amino acids)
Biological process (GO): ceramide metabolic process
Cellular component (GO): membrane
Molecular function (GO): hydrolase activity, acting on carbon-nitrogen (but not peptide) bonds, in linear amides
Source: RefSeq, a predicted model, not a curated record